AUGGCUACUCAACUCACUCUGGCACAGAGGGCAGCACGCCUCCCUGUCCCCACCCGCCACUCACUUUUUCAGAGACAAGUAUCUUCGGAUGAUGGUGAGGAUAGGGACAACCAUGAGCUCCCUGAUCAGGUGUCCCAGCCGCAGCCAUCACGAACAAGCCGAAAGCGGACUGCGGAUGACCUUGGUCAGCUUGCAACAGCGGAGGCACGCCGCCUCAAGUUGCCAAAGGCCGAAGGUGAUGAACUCGUGCAGUUCGCACAGGCUCCCGAUGGUGACCAUGUUAUUCGACUCGCGGCAAUGAUCCUGGAUCUGCAGAGAACUAUCGGAAGACUCACCCCUCCCGACGCUGUCUGGCCCAUGCCAGAGUCACUCCGUAAGAAGAUUGACUUACACGCAGUCACUCUUUUGCUCUCGCCCAACAUCCCUUUCUACCGUGACGAUAUCAAGGAAACCCUAUUGACAUUGCUGGAGAAUCACCCAAGUUGGGGUGUCCCAAUAAAUGCCCGCAAUGACGAAUCUCAGUGGAGCACAAUCGUGUUGCGUGUUGCUCGUAAGCUUACGGAUGCCCGUCACAAAAUACGCAGUCAUAUCCUCAAGUCCCUCGGGGAUCAGCAGAAGGAUGCCCAAACGGGCACGGUAACAUUCACGAACAGCACCAACAUCUACGACCUCUGCAAGCUGCUCUGCAAGAUUGUCCCGCAACACAAACUCGUUGUUACUCUGGAGAUGAUGGCCCGAGUCUCCGUUUUGAGGAACAUCCUCGCCUGCAACUUGGAACACCCGGAUUUCUGGAUUUUCGCUGAUAAGGAGCUCGAAGGAUUACGGAAUGGGGCUCAGGAUGCGAAGGACCUCAGCGACAACAUCAACAAGCUCCUCUACGAAGAUAUCGCGAGCUAUGGCCACUUUGACCUCGAAACCAUCAUCGGCGUUCACCCAUCCACCAUUCAAGACACUGCCGACAGCGCAGCAUUGGACGCGACCACCGCCAUUGCAGCUACUACCGCCGACUCUGAAGCUUAG
This is a messenger RNA of Punctularia strigosozonata HHB-11173 SS5, 1020 nucleotides long. RefSeq lists its product as uncharacterized. The coding region runs from base 1 to 1020 and encodes 339 amino acids. The record is from RefSeq and is a predicted model, not a curated record. The transcript has 7 exons. Lineage: Eukaryota; Fungi; Basidiomycota; Agaricomycetes; Corticiales; Punctulariaceae.